Molecule: messenger RNA, 1743 nt
Organism: Ectocarpus siliculosus
Lineage: Eukaryota; Phaeophyceae; Ectocarpales; Ectocarpaceae
Source: the annotation of a GenBank genome assembly
AUGUCCACCAAGAGGGGGGCGCCGGCGCCGGCCGUGGUUGGGAGCCACUUUGUCAAACAGUACUACGGCGAGGUUUUGUCCAAGAAGCCGGUGGAGUUGCACCGCUUCUACAAGGACGAGAGCACGUUCUGCCACGCGUCUGGCACCAAGGAAGAGGAGCCCGUAUCUGGCCUGGAGGAUAUCAAGGCUAAGAUUAAGCACCUCGGCCUUGGCGGCGCGACGGUUGAUCUCGGCUGCGGGUCCGUCGAUGCUCAGCCCUCCGAAGGCGGCGGAGUGCUCCUGAUGGUGACGGGCUCAAUCACCAUCGCCAACACGGACCCGCGGCAGUUCUGCCAGACGUUUUUCCUGGCUAGACAGCACCAGGACAACGACCGCCACAACUACUUCGUCCGCAACGACAUCUUCCGGUUUCUUGACGUCCUUCCGGAAGUUGUUCAGGCCGCCCUCAAGGCCCGCGACGAGGAAGACGGCUCUACCGCUCGCUCUGCUCUGCCCCCCGCUGAGGAAUCGUCGAAGCCAGAGUCUGUCGGCGAGGAGACGGUGGCGGCCGCGGUCACGCAGGUGCACGUGCAGGACACACCGGUCCCUCAGCAGACUACCGCUUCCCCUGUGGCAACGGCGGCUGUGCCCGAAUCUUCCCCGCCUGCGAUGGCGGCGGGCGCCGCUCCCCCGUCCGAGUCUCAGGUUGCGGCUUCCACUGACGCUGACGCUGACGCCGGCGCCGCCACCGCUGCGACUGCCGCUGCGACCGUGACCGCGCCUGCCGCGGUGGCGGGCUUGGACAACGGCUCGGCUGAUAAGACUCCAGCGGCAAAGGUGCCCCCCUCCCCGGUCGGCGCCAGCACCCCCGCGGAGUCCACCGAGACGGCGGCGGCGGAGGCGGCCCCUCCUGCCUCUCCACUGCCGCCCGCGGCACCGGCUGCGCCCCCGGCCCCCAUGACCUACGCGUCUCUCGCCAAGUCUUGGGCCACGGUGGCGGCGGACAGCGGCAGCGGGGUGGGGGCGGCUGCGGCGGUGGGCGCCCCGGCUUCUGCCGCGUCGCCCAGCGGCAACGGUAACGGGAUUGCCACGAGUAACGGCGGGUGGGGUGCUCCGGAUCCGGCGGCGGCGGCGGCGGGGGCGGUAGCGGGCGGGGCGGUUUUGACGAUCGAGCAGCCCGUCGGUCAGCCCGGGCCCGGCGUUGUGCAGCACGGCUCUCGGCCGUCCUCUGCGACCGGCAAGGGCCAGAAGGGACCUGGAGCGUACAUCCCCCACCACGCCUCCCCCGCGGUGGCCGCAUCUGCCGCCGCUGCCCGUGAGGCCGCUGCCGCCGGCAACGGGGAGAUCAUGCCUGCCACGUCGCUCUUCGUGCGCAAGGUGGACAUGACGAUCGACAGGGACGAAAUGAUCGCUCACUUCUCGGCUUACGGCGAGGUGACGGGCAUCAGCAUGAACCCUACCCGCGGAUACGCCUUCAUCGACUAUCGAACCAACGAAUGCGUGCAGAUCGCGCUCAGCACCAAGGAGCACUACGUCAACCGCAAGCUACUAGUUGUUGAGGAGCGCCACUCGCCCAUGGUCCAGCGCAACUCGAGGGGAGAACACGGCGGCGGCAGGGGCGGUCGCAACGGGGGCCGCGGGCGUGUGUCGAGCGGCAGGGACGGCAGGGACGGGGACCGGCGUCCCACGGGGAGGGGGGGGCGCGAUCGUCCUGAUGGCCCUAAGGACGGCGGCUACCGGGCUAGAGGACGGGCAGAGGCCUAG